AUGGACGUUGUAGUUACAUCUCACCCUGUUUAUGGAUACCAAUUUGACAUUCAAAAAAGGCAAGACUUGGUUCGGACUAUUCCUGACCUGGCAAUCGGUCGCUCGAGCGUUUUUGACGAAAUCAAAACACCGGCUUACAAAAAGCAACAUAAUGUCUACAAGGACUACACGAUAGGACGAUCUUCACCAAUUUGGAACGUCAAGAAACAAUCUUCAAUGCCAAACACCCGCCUGGAUACAUUGGCUCAGCCGAAAAAAUUACACCCAAAUUACCUUCCAAGCAAGAGUAUAACGAAUAUUAGCUCGAGCGCAAAGAAUGCGUCCUGCUCUGAGCGUCUGGACAAUCUUUCAGAGCCAAAAAAGAGAGUUGAACUUGAACAACGCGAAUGGAGAAUAAAGAAGGCUUCACUAAAGGCAACGCCUUCGUCAAGAAUAGAAGAACUCUCUCACCCUAGGGGACCCCCCAUGGGUUUUGUGCCGGAUAAGUUUGAAUCUUGGAAAGUUAGCAAAGCCGCGAUAGCGGCUAAACCAUCUGAACGAAUUGAAGAGUUGUCAAAACCAUGUAAACGUGAAGUUUCCAGUAAUUUACCAAAAGAGGAUGCGUUUUACGUAAGCAUGGCCGCCCGGAAAGCAAAAUGCUCAGCCAGAAUUGAUGAACUAGCUCAACCAGUCCAAAGAGGAUCUUAA
Molecule: messenger RNA, 687 nt
Organism: Exaiptasia diaphana
Lineage: Eukaryota; Metazoa; Cnidaria; Anthozoa; Actiniaria; Aiptasiidae
Product: testicular haploid expressed gene protein-like
Exons: 2
Coding region: 1-687 (228 amino acids)
Source: RefSeq, a predicted model, not a curated record